Sinocyclocheilus rhinocerous is the source of this 770-nucleotide messenger RNA. RefSeq names its product protein HID1-like. The coding region runs from base 57 to 770 and encodes 237 amino acids. The transcript is spliced from 5 exons. The record is from RefSeq and is a predicted model, not a curated record. Gene Ontology annotation, cellular component: Golgi trans cisterna; Golgi medial cisterna; membrane. NCBI's taxonomy places the organism in Eukaryota, Metazoa, Chordata, Actinopteri, Cypriniformes, Cyprinidae.
UUCUCACUCUCAGGGCAGAAUUGUUGAAGCUUUUAUUGACGUGUUUCUCAGAAGAAAUGUACCAGUCUCCAUCUGACACACACACACUCAACCCCUGGGUCUCGUUCUUUUGCUCUAGAGAAAACCGACAUGCCCUGCCGCUCUUCACCUCUCUUCUUAACGUGGUAUGUGCGUAUGAUCCAGUUGGGUACGGCAUCCCGUACAAUCACUUGAUGUUCUCUGACCAGCGGGGGAUGCUAGCAGAGCUGGCGCUUCAGACUCUGAUCGUUUCAUUGGAGCAAGAGCUCGUCGAUAACUCAAACACCAACACGACCCUGAGCACCAAUACUGACACCUGCUCUGCUGAUUACAACAAGAACUCAACUGCUGAGGGAUGUCAGACAACAAGAGGCGAAAACCUGUUUGUAAACUACCUGUCUCGAAUUCAUAGAGAAGAGGAUUUUCAUUUCAUUUUGCGAGGAAUCGGCCGGCUGCUCAAUAACCCCCUGCUGCAGACAUACCUGCCCCAUUCCUGCAAGAAAAUCCAGUUUCAUCAGGAGCUGCUGGUGCUUUUCUGGAAACUCUGCAGUGUCCUUCAUACCACUGAGUGUGAUUUUACCCGAAUGUGUCACCGAGUUCUCAUCUGUCAGGUGUGCGCUGAUCGGAAGUGGGCGUGGCCAUCCCAGGGAUCCUCCCAUAGCAACCGCUCGAGCGUGCCUGCAGUUCCUCGAGUGGAGACGCCAGAAGCGCACGUGAAAUCUCGCCAUACCCGCACAAUGCACGCCAAAUGA